Candidula unifasciata is the source of this 1542-nucleotide messenger RNA. NCBI's taxonomy places the organism in Eukaryota, Metazoa, Mollusca, Gastropoda, Stylommatophora, Geomitridae. The record is from the annotation of a GenBank genome assembly.
AUGAAAGUCCGUGUGAAGCUUGGCUCUCGAAGCCAAACAAUUCUGCUUGAGCAGCAGGAUCCAGCUAAUGUUCGACUGCAGGAUCUCAGACAGUCAGUGAGCCGGGAGUUUCACCUACAGGAUGUGGAUUUCCAGUUGAGCCUGAACAAGCAAGAUGCCCUCUCUGGUGAGGACCAGACUUUGGAUGCCUUUGGGAUCGUCUCUGGUGAUCUCCUACACAUCAUCGGCUCCAACUUAUCUCAGGCCGUUCAAGUAGGACACGAGGAACAGAUAAACAACAGAGUUCAACCUUUAGCUCCGUACUCAAACCAUGACUCAGCUACCAGCCACCAGACACAGACCAUAUUAGUAGAUCCACGAGAACGCUCACCAGUGUCUUCUUCAUCAUCCAGGUCGAGGACCUCAGGAGUCGAUGUUAACAAUGCCAUGGAUGUCAGUACUGACAAGCAUAUAGAUCAACAUGAUCUGUCCACAGUGUCGGACAUCAAUAGGUAUAUGCAGGAGCCACUGGUCAUCAGGGAAUCCACGGAACACCAGGUGCCAGUCUUACUGAGUCAGUUGUAUUCGUCUGCUGGCUGUAGUAGUGACACCGAUGCCUUGUGGGUGGCUGUUCACACGCUGAUGUUGGAGUCUGGGUUCGUACCCUUGCAGACCCAGGAUGCCGCUAUGAUGCCCAGUGACUUCAAGCGUCCAGGCUACUACCUGUGCUCCUACAACUAUGUGAUCACAGCUGAUGCCAGUGCCAGUUGCUCCGUGGUUGGCGUCACUGCUGGAGCAUCCAUCAUUGCCCAUGGAUUGGCCCCAGUCAGUCCUGACUUGAAGACAGAUCACUUACAGCUGAAGAGUACAGAGUUUGUUCGAACAUUAUCACAAGAUGCACCAGCCACUUACCGGGCAUUAGACAAAUUAUCCAGACUUGUCAAGGACACCAUCUGUUUGACUCUCAUCAACAAACUUGUCACAGCUGCCGGAUUCCCGGAGAGACAAGGCUUGCAGGCUCUGCCCUACGAGACAAAGCUGCGGGUGACCUCAUUCCUUGAUGCCAGAAGUCUGUGUCACCUGGGACAGACCUGCCGAGAAUUUAACACAUUGCACAGAGAUAAGACACUUUGGAGAAUUCUCUACAUACGGACGUUUGGAAAACCAGACGACUGCAGCUUGUCCAGAAACUGGUACGAGAUGUUUAAGGUCAGAUAUAGACAGUACAAGGAAGAACAGGACAGAAGAAACAGAAUCUUGUACGUGGAUGAGACAGACCCACCCUGGGGGUUUCCUGGCUCCGGACCAUUCAGACCAGCUAAUCCUGGCUUGCCAUUUCCUCACUUGGUGGGAGGGGAUUAUGAUGUCAAUCCGGAAUAUGCCUCAGGAAACCCAAAUCCAUUUGGAGGUCGAAGGUCAAAUGGUCCUUUGUUGCCAAGAGUCAACAUCCCAGAUCCCUUGUUUCCAGAGCCAGGGUUUGGUCUGCCAGGACAACCCAGGCCAGGUGCCGGCAGCUUGACAGGGUCACCUUUCUCUGGCAACUGGAGAGGACCUUUCAUGUAG